Cyprinodon variegatus (sheepshead minnow) is the source of this 627-nucleotide messenger RNA. RefSeq names its product cytochrome c oxidase subunit 7A2, mitochondrial-like. The record is from RefSeq and is a predicted model, not a curated record. Gene Ontology annotation, biological process: regulation of oxidative phosphorylation; mitochondrial electron transport, cytochrome c to oxygen; mitochondrial respirasome assembly. The coding region runs from base 135 to 386 and encodes 83 amino acids. The transcript is spliced from 4 exons. Lineage: Eukaryota; Metazoa; Chordata; Actinopteri; Cyprinodontiformes; Cyprinodontidae.
UGCGUGAUUGGCGGUCCUCGCCGCCAGGUGGCGGUAGAGCAUCAAACCGUUGUUUGACGUAAGAGGCGAGAAGAAGAAGCAGCGGAGUUCCGGUGUCCUUGUGCCAGAAUCGUGCUACCAGCCGGCAGAGAAAGAUGUUCAGACACAUGAUAGCUGUCCAGCAGGUGGCGCGGCGGAGCAUCUGCAGCUCUGCCCGCAGGCAGGUGGACAACAAAGUUCCUCAGAAACAGAAGAUCUUCCAGGAGGAUAACGGGAUGCCGAUCCACUUGAAGGGAGGCAGCGGCGACGCCCUGCUGUACCGGGCCACCAUGGCGCUCACCGUUCUGGGCGUCGGCUUCACUCUCUAUGAGCUGGUGAAGGCAUCCUUCCCCCAGAAGAGGGACUGAAUCCGGUCCGGCUGUUUACUCCCUGCCGACGGAGCGACCCAGUUUGUACAAAGAUGUUCCAGAGUGUUCCGGUUCCGUGUUCCCUCCCCUCUCUGUUCUUAUUCCAUGUUCUUGGAGUGGUAACUUAUUCCUUCUACAAUAAACAGAAUCUUCAGAACCUCUAAUGACCCAAACGAACAGAACUCCUGUAACUUCCGAGCCGCAUCGGUCCAGAACUUCUACAUUAAACAUAGAAUUAAAA